CACAUUUGCUCCGUAUGGAGCAGGGAGAAGCUGCUCCGGUGGUGAGACGAGGGUCAUCAAGCCAUGACUGGGGCUGCUGAGACCUUGUUGCUGUUGGCGCUCAUCUCCAUAAUCCUCGCCGACGUGCUCCAGAGAGCCGGGAGACCACAUUACUUCUCGUUGGAUGAGACAGCUGACUUUUGUUGGGCCUCUAAAUGGACCGAGUACAUCCUACGCUCGGUGGGAGAGAGUCUGGAGCUGAACUGUUCCCACGGCGGAGGAAACGAAACAAACCGGUGGGGAAUGACGAAUUCGCUCUGGAAUUUCACAGAGAGUCCGAACUCCACCCUGCUGUUUCCAUCUCUGACGUUGGGCCACACUGGUGACUACAGCUGUCGAAGCAGUGAUGAUGGCACUUAUUCCCUGUAUGUGUGUCCUGAGCCUGAGCCUCCGGCUGUGGAGCACUUCACUGGGGGGGAGAACCUCACUCUCCACUGUGGGGACUGGAAUCAGCCCGAUGGGGUUCAAUGGUUCAGGAGGUCCAACAGAACUGACGGAAGAGUCUUUGUUGUUACUGAGGAUGGAGGACUAGACAACAUGGAUCUCUCUAACAGCAGCCUGGUGAUCAGGAACGUCUCUCUGCAGGACAGUGGACAAGUCUGGUGUGUGGUGAUGAGAGGUGACCUCUGUGUGUUCAGGUCUGAGACCCUGGUGAAGCUGAGAGAGCCAGAGGUGGAUCCCCACCUGCUGAGGUUUGUGCUGCUCAGUGCUGUGGUGCUGAUGAUGCUGUGUGUUGUUGGUGUUGUGGGGAGCGUUGUGUGGAGGGGCAGGAGGAGAGAGCAGAGCCCAGCACCUGUGGAGGAGCUGGAGAUCUGUCCGUCUGCUGAUCGUCUGUAGAUCUUGGAUCCGAAAGAAGGAUUCCUCCGUGUUGUUGACUCUGGUUUGCUCUUCAAUGUUGA
This is a messenger RNA of Synchiropus splendidus (mandarinfish), 938 nucleotides long. Its product is annotated as tyrosine-protein kinase-like otk. Bases 64 to 876 code for a protein of 270 amino acids. The transcript is spliced from 2 exons. NCBI's taxonomy places the organism in Eukaryota, Metazoa, Chordata, Actinopteri, Syngnathiformes, Callionymidae. The record is from RefSeq and is a predicted model, not a curated record.